This is a messenger RNA of Dinoponera quadriceps, 1704 nucleotides long. Its product is annotated as solute carrier family 35 member G1-like. The coding region runs from base 463 to 1533 and encodes 356 amino acids. NCBI's taxonomy places the organism in Eukaryota, Metazoa, Arthropoda, Insecta, Hymenoptera, Formicidae. The record is from RefSeq and is a predicted model, not a curated record. The transcript is spliced from 2 exons. Gene Ontology annotation, cellular component: membrane.
GGAAAACGCACUUGGGCACGUAAGAUUUUGUCGAGUGACGCACUUUACUGACUUUAUCAGUAGUAGCCAGAAAAUGGGCUAAAUAAUUCUAUCCUAAAAAUGGGCAUAAAUAGCAUAUCAAGCAAUCAUCCAAAACUAGUCAAACCCCGGUGUAACCGUUCUCAGAUUUCUUUCUGUGCAUGGAGAUCGGAGCACAGAAAAUAAAAAAAAAGAAACUAAAUAAUUGGUAUUACGGGCAGAAGUUUAAACGUGAAAUAGUGAUUUUAACUUUUGCCGAUAGUACACAAUAAUGUGAUGAUCGUUAAAUAUAGCGACUAAAUAUGAGCCCGUUAACGUUAUAUGAAAUUAAAAAAAAUUAUCUCAGCGAUGUUUAACGUCCUUGGUCUUCCAUCUAGGCUACGUUCUUCGCUACUGUUGCUCAUUGCAUAACGUAUUUAUUGUUGCUCAUUUACAACAUAUUUAAUGUGUUGCUGGGUGUCCCUGGAUAUGUCAGAACACGUGGAAUUGCAACAUUUAGUUGAUGUUGAUGUGGAAAAUAACGCAACAGAUAGUAAAAAAACAUUUUCUAUUCUUUUAUGCAAAUCAUGCCCAUACUUGGGUUUAGUACUAGCGACGCUCUCGUCUCUGUUCUUUUCACUAUGUAGCGUUAUUGUAAAGAGUUUAGUAGAAGUGAACCCUACAGAAAUGGCAAUAUUUAGAUUUGUAGGGGUGCUAUUGCCAGCUAUACCAAUUGUAAUUUACAAAGGUGAACAUCCUUUCCCAAAAGGACGUAGACUGAUACUGAUCUUAAGAAGUUUCAUUGGUACAACAGGCCUCAUGUUAAGUUUUUAUGCAUUCAGGCACAUGCCUCUGGCUGAUGCCUCUGUUGUUGUAUUUUCCGUUCCUGUGUUUGUAGCGAUAUUUGCACGGAUAUUUUUGAAAGAACCUUGCGGGCUAUUCAACAUCCUCACUGUGUGUCUGACAUUGAUCGGUGUGAUAUUUAUAACACGACCGCCGUUAAUUUUCGGCCAUACCGUCGAGUCUCUCUCAGAUGGUCACAUUAAACCUGGACAUGCAGAUUUAUGGGGUGCCGUGGCUGCUUUUUCAGCCACUUUAUUUGGUGCAAAUGCAUACGUCUUACUACGAGCAUUGAAAGGUCUUCAUUUCUCUGUUAUAAUGACAAACUUUGGUUCCUUUGCUUUAAUACAGACGACACUUAUAUCAUGGGCUAUUGGUACAUUAUGUUUACCACGCUGUGGUACAGAUAGACUUUUAGUCGUUGCGCUCGCACUGUUUAGUUUUGCAGGUCAAAUCUUACUGACCCUAGCUCUCCAGAUUGAACAAGCUGGUCCGGUAGCCAUAGCAAGAUCCACAGAUAUUGUCUUUGCUUUUUUCUGGCAAGUCUUAUUCUUCAAUGAGAUACCAAACCGAUAUUCUGUAGGAGGUGCAAUAUUGGUCACAAGUUCAGUUUUGUUAACGGGACUGAGAAAAUGGGCUCUUUCGUUACCAGAAACGUCUAGUAUCAAAAAGUCUCUUGGAAUUUUGGUGAUGUAAACAAUAAUCUUAACGUCGAAAGAGAUAGAGUAAAAAGGUAUUUAUUAAAACAGAUCGUGCAUUACGAAAAGAAAUAACGAGGGAGCUGUGUUAACUGAAUAGAAAAAUAUUCUUAUGAGUAAAAACGAAUAUCUAUUUUUAAAUUCUGUGAACUUAUAUAAGAAAAGACUC